AUGGAAGCAUGCACUCCAAGCAGUCCAACUGUGCGCAACACCUCGCCAAAGGCUUGGAUUAAUGAGUUCCACUAUAGCAAUAAAGGCAAAGACCAAAAUGAGUUUAUUGAGAUUGUAGUUGGGCCAUCAACUGAUGCAGCAUCCCUGAAGCUUAUAUUGUAUAAUGGAAGUAACGGAAGAAUGUACAGGUCAUUGUCACUGUCAGACAAUGAAGCUUUUAGUGUCAGCAAAAGUGGAUCAGGAUUUCUCAUCUACACAGCUUUUAUUCCUAUCCAGAACGGUCCUGCUGAUGGUAUAGCAUUGCUUUCAGGCAGAGAUGGAAAAACAGUUUGAAGUGUUGCAGUUUCUGUCUUACGGAGGUACUGUCAGAGCGAUGGAUGGUCCGGCAAAAGGCACUGAAUCUAUGGAUAUUAUGGUUCAAGAAACAGAAGGGUCAUCAGAACAUGAUUCAUUAGGAUUGACAGGUCAGAAGCUUGGAGAGUACAAAUGGUUAAAGUUCACUGGAGAUGCAACCCCAGGAGAGCC
Molecule: messenger RNA, 525 nt
Organism: Phoenix dactylifera (date palm)
Lineage: Eukaryota; Viridiplantae; Streptophyta; Magnoliopsida; Arecales; Arecaceae
Source: RefSeq, a predicted model, not a curated record